Trichogramma pretiosum is the source of this 10480-nucleotide messenger RNA. It is a transcript of the gene mtd, whose product is annotated as TLD domain-containing protein 2. Gene Ontology annotation, cellular component: nucleus. The record is from RefSeq and is a predicted model, not a curated record. NCBI's taxonomy places the organism in Eukaryota, Metazoa, Arthropoda, Insecta, Hymenoptera, Trichogrammatidae. The coding region runs from base 1273 to 5250 and encodes 1325 amino acids. Gene Ontology annotation, biological process: response to oxidative stress. The transcript has 18 exons.
CGCGUUUAGUUGCCCCGUUCAAUUUCACGAGAGUAUAACGCGCCAAGUUUUUAUAUUAUUUUCUCGUCUGUGUUUAUAUUUAAUAUAACAUACACGAUACUUACGAAUUGCAAAAAUAUUUUUAUGUAAAAUACGUCGCAGGCUCGACCUAUUGUUAUGUUUUUUUUCGUUGAGUGAUGCAUAUCUGUUUGUUUGUUUUUUAGUUUAUUUUUCAUUAUCUUUUAUCUGUCAGAUACUGCAGUAUCGAAUCUAGUGUGAUUUAUUAUUUUUAUAAGAAGAAAAAGUGACAGUGCGCGCGAAGCAAUAAUAAUAGUAACAAGUACGGCAUCGAAGUGAAUCGUCGUUGCAAACGCGACUCCGAAGACGACGGUGUAAUUUUUCUUCUCGCCGCACUGUGCCCGUUGUGUGUAUGUGAUAGUACAGCCGCGAAACGAGCGAAACUCCUGUCUCGCCAGGCGAAAUCCGCUGCUAUAUAUAUCCUGCCUACCUGCUGCUUUCACCUAUCCGGCAUUAUACGCUAUAUAGAUAUACAAUAUAGCUCGUCUAGCGCGCAGUUAUUACUCUAUAUACGUACAUAGAGGCAUAGAUAUUAUACACACUCGCACCCAUAUACACGCAAGGGGAGAGUAUAUACCACUAGGAGAGAGAGAGACACAGUUUCAGUUAAUGUGUGGCAUAUAUAAUGUAUACUAAAGGCAGCUCUCUCUCGAGUUGUUAAUAUAAAUGUAUAAUAGAAUAAAUGCCUUGUGUAUAUAAAUGUGUGCCGGUGACGCGCGCGAGACCCGCUGCGUGUGAUUAUGUGCGUUAAAUGUGAAUAUCUGCGGUGAAACACAACGUCAGCCCUCCCCGAGCGAAUCAGAAGCAAUUGCAGACAGCAGCAGCACAGCUGAUAUACAAUACAUAAUUUGGAGUGCACGUGCAUCGUUGAUGUACACUGCAUUAGAGGUGUGCAGCACUGCAGUGCCAGGACAAUAUACAUAAUAAUAAAAGUUCAACGCGCCUCGCGAGCCCUGUAAUCCAACGCUUCAGUCAAAAUGACGACAAACGUCGCGUCGUCAACGUCGAGGAUGGAAAUGACGCCGAAAUAAAGCUUGAGAGAUCAUACGAGUAUAGAUUAUACGAACACUGGACACUCCUUUCUCGAGCUUAAAUAUACACAUACAUUAACGUUCGUCAAAGCAUCGAAUUGAUGUGACUUUGAAAGCUACCCCCAAAAGUAGCGAAAACUUGAUAUUAUCGUCGUCAAGAAUCGUGCGAUUAAACCGUGUCAAGAUGUACAUCACCGAAGCUGAGCAAAAUAUGCACGAGCAGCAGCAGCAGCAGCAGCAACAGCAGCAGCAACAACAGCUGCAGGGCAACGGGGUCUCGCCACCGCACGAGCAUCAGCCGGUCCUUCCGCGCCACUCUUCGCCCAAGUACGCCUCGACCAACUCGAUACCGGCUCUGAUCGAGAAUCUGUCGCCGGUCGCCUCGAGCGCGGCCGAGUCGAAGAAAUCUGGGUCGCGCGUUCGCCACAACAGCGGCGUCCUCAGCGGUCUCAAGGCGCGCCGCGACUCCUUCCUCGAGAAAGCUCGCCGAUCGAGCAUAUUCUCGGACUCGUCGUCGCAGGACGACGACAGCGGCAUCUGCGGCAACAAGGAGAACACGACCAUCAACACGAGCAGCAGCAUCAUCUCCUCGGCCAACAACAGCAGCAUCAUCAUCAGCAGCAGCAUCAGCGUCAGUACCAAAAGCAGCGACAACAACAACAAAUCGCGACGCUCGAGCGAUGGACAGCAGCAGCAGCGCCGGGGAUCGGUAUUCUACGUGUCGCACGACUCGCUCCUACUGACCGAGGAGUCGGACGACAAGAUACUGGACGAGACGCCACCGUUGGCAGCGCUGAAGAAGGGCCGCAGAAAGUCCUGGCAUCCGAUUCUCGCGGUCGGCAAGUCCGAUCGCAAGCGCCGAAAGGAGGCCGUGCUGUCGGAGAGCCUGCCCGACAACGUGACCUCGGGUCGCGAGAAGCGCCCCUCCUGGUGGAACAUCUUCAUCCCGGACUCGGUCGGAAGGUCACGACGGAUGUCCCAAGAUGUAACGCAUACAAAGUCCACGGAAAAUCUCAGUAACUUGGGUUUCUUCAGGAGCAAGAGUCGUAGUGUAGAUCAUGGAUUCGCAGCGCCUUUCGAUUUGGAUUCGCUCCGCAACAAGGUCGAGGGCCGCUUCGAAUCUAUCGACAAACUUUCCAGAGAUUCGGACAACGAGAGCAAAGAUGGCUCGAGCUCGCAAGAGAAAAAGUCCGGUGGAAGACGCUCCCAACCCAUCAAUACAAUCGCAUAUACGGUCGGCGACAGAGACACACUGACAUCGGUGGCGGCGCGCUUCGACACGACGCCCUCGGAGCUGAGCAAGAUCAAUCGGCUCGGGGCCCCCUUCAUCUAUCCCGGCCAGAGGCUAUGGGUGCCGGCCAAGGGCGAGGGCGCCACAGCCGACGCACAAUCCGAAUCGACGAGCUCCGAGGCCACGCAGGACCAGGAGUCGCAGGACGACCAUCCGUCCGAGGAAAAAGAACUGCUUGACAACCUGAGGCCCGUCUCGCCGAAGCCUCUGGAACGCGUCAAAACACCAAGCUCCAGUGCCAUGGAGCAUGGACAUCAUUACAAAGAACGAUUUCUCAAAAUCACAGUCAGACACAUCACCGAUGGACAGGGUGUCGUCGGUGGUGUCCUGCUGGUCACUCCGAACGCCGUGAUGUUCGACCCGAACGUCUCGGACCCGUUGGUAAUCGAGCACGGGCCCGAGUCCUACGGCGUGAUCGCCCCCAUGGAGUUCAUCGUGAACGCGGCGAUCUACUACGACAUCGCCCACAUGCGAGUCGGCCACACGGAGGUCGGGCCGCCCGAGAAGAAGCCCGAGAUCUAUUACAUGAAGAAGCCAGUGCCGCCCACCCCGGCCCCGUCGCUCGAUCAGCAGCUGCAGUCGAAGUCGAACUCGUCGCCGGGCAAGGACGAAUCUUUCCCGGAAUUGACCGUCGACGAUGGCGAGAGCGUCUGUAGCUGUGCACCAGCCGAGAAGGAGGGCGGUGAAUCUAGUUCUAAAGAGCUCGUCGAGCCGGCCGAUCAGUCAGCUGACGAGUCUACGACCAAAGACAAAGAUGACGAAGAAAAGAAAGAUGAAGCUUCCAGCGAAGCGGCAAAGGAUGAGAUUGGCGGCGGCCAAUCGAGCAGGACUCUUGAAGAACGCAGGCGUUCCAUGCUCGAUCAUCACUGGGCAGUUCCGAGCAAAGAUAGAUGCUCCUUCUCCGUUGAUGACGAGCAGCAAGAUUCUCUCAACUCUGAAAAAGCCGACUCAUCGAAAUCCAAUGUCAUUAUACCAGAAGACGAGGAGAGUUCUCUAGUCAAGCAGUCGUGCCACGACUCGGGUAUCGACAUUCGCGAUCCCAACAUUGCACCAUUACCAGUUGUACAGCCAAUCGUAGCGAAAAAAGUUUACUCGGACGCCGACAUCGUUCUAUCCUCGGACUGGGUGCCGCCCGUUACCAUUGUACCAACCAAUACGACCAACACCCUCGAGCCCGACACCGAAGCGAACGGUAGGAAAAAGACCGGCUCCGUGUCGUUCAGCUUGGACAGUAGCAACGACGAGCACGCCAAGGACGACGAGCACAAAGACGAUGACAAGCAAGAGACGCGUAAAAACAAGAUGUUGAAACGACUCUCCUAUCCAUUGUCUUGGAUGGAAGGCUUGACUGGUGAAUCGAAGGACGAAGAAGGUGCCAAGCCACCGUCGUCCUCCGACAAAAUACCGAGUGUACCCAGCAGUGCUGAUAGCCAUCAUUCGUCAGUGUUUAGUAAAGUUUUCUCCAGCUCGCCGAUCAACUUGGUGAGUGACUUUAGUUCUGGCCUGUUCGCCAAAACGCCAAGUGAAGAGAGCGGCGGUCGAGCAGGAGGUACACCUCCAUUGACCGCCUCAUCUCUGUCACAGGACUCGAGUAAUCCUGUAUUUUCGCCUGGUUUUAUUGGACGCUCCUCGGUUGGAACGUUCAUCAGGCAGCAGCCACUCAACUCGUCAGGUAGUAGUAGCGUCGAUAGCGCAAAAGGCAACAAACCAGUCGCGGCAGCGCCUCGCCUUGACUAUCGGAGCAUGGUAUCAGUCGAGGAUAUGCCUGAAUUAUUUGUCAGUUUUGAUAAACUGAUUCCAAGGCCAGCUCGUUCCUGCGAGGAUCCACCACUGUAUCUGCGAUUGCGUACCGGCCGGCCUAAGGAUAAGAAAAUCCCCUGGUCCACGCCGAUCAUGAGCUACGGCAAGAAGAAAAUUCGUCCAGAGUACUGGUUCAGCAUACCGCGAAACAGGGUCGACGACUUGUACAGAUUCUUGAACCACUGGGUGCCAUGGCUCUAUGGCGAGCUCGACGAGGAGUACUGGGCCGGUCAGGGCUACAUACUGUCCAACACGGACACGGACCUGUCACCAGAGCUGCAGCAGCGCGACAUCGCCGGUGGGGAGUCUGGUGACUCGGCCGCUGACGAGGCCAAAGACGGCGAGAGCAAGACCGCCGAGAUAGCAGCGGAGCUCACGCGUGAAUCUUGGGAGCUAAUCAAGGCCCCGUACGUAAAGCUCUACACCAUCUUGAAGACCUCGAGCACGUCUGCCGACUCUGAGCUUCAGAUCCAGGAUCCCGAGGUACUGUCUAUGAGUGAGGAACUCAGAAGAGCACUUUACGCAAACAGUGCCAUCUCGCUGGACGCGGAGCUCGCGGUUCCAGAUCUCGUCGGCACGACCGAAAUUCUCAGCGAUGAGCACAGAGAACAGCUUUGCCGGCAUCUGCCCGCGCGAGCGGAGGGCUACCUCUGGACCCUCGUCUUCAGCACCAGUCAGCACGGCUUCAGUCUCAACAGUAUGUACAGAAAAAUGCAGAAGAUCGAGAGCCCCAUACUCUUGGUCAUCGAGGACACACAAGGAAACGUAUUCGGAGCGUUGACCUCGUGCUCGCUGCGAGUGAGCGACCAUUUCUACGGUACCGGCGAGUCACUCUUGUUCAGGUUCAGUCCGAGGUUCCAAGUCUUCAACUGGACCGGCGACAACGUAUACUUCAUCAAAGGCAACAACGAGAGCUUAGCCAUCGGCUCUGGAGACGGUAAAUUUGGCCUGUGGCUCGACGGCGAUCUGUACCAGGGUAGGACACAAUCGUGCAGCACAUACGGCAACGAGCCCUUGGCGCCGAGCGAAGAUUUCGUCGUCAAAACGCUAGAGUGUUGGGCGUUCAUAUAGGAUACACUACCAUUCCAGCAGUUGUCGCAAAGCGAAGCGACGACUGCUGGCUUUAGUUCAUCUGCUACGGUCGAAGCUAAACCGGCUUGAAGAAUCAACUGAUCAAACUGAUUUUCUUCUCGCUAAUAACACAAAAUUUACGUGUAGAUAUAUAUGGAUAAAUGCAUUAUAUCUCUCGAUGUGUCAUACUAAAGAGUAUAAACUACAAAAAAUUACACGGAUUAAAUAUACAUACUUACAGACACGUUGCAUGUAUAUGUAUGAUAUAUAUCUAUUACGAGGCGAAAUUUUGACUUCUGAGAUGCAGCGAAGAAGAUGUCAGGAAACAAGAGAAAACCCACCUACUUGAUGAUUAGCAAAAUCGAUGAUACGGCUACGAGACGCUCUAGAUAGUGACGAUAUUGAAAUAAAUCAGCGUGCUCAUGGUGCACUGUGUAAAAUGAAAAAAAACAUAAGAAUAUUAUUAUAUAAUAUAAAAUACACUCCGUAAAUUGCCAAUUGCCUCGUCGAGUUUGAGAAGGCAUCGUCGACACAGUUGUUUGGCAUGUCGACCACCGUUAAAAAAAGACUCGGACUCGCGUACAAACAAAUUAAAUAGAGAUUUUCAUAUACUUCAUUGAAUAUCGUCGUUGACGAUAUCUCUAAUACGUACCCGUAUUCUUCCUUCACAUUUUUUCGCAUUGGUAGGACCGAUGUUUUUUAUUUUGCAAAUCGUUUGCUUUUUGUUUUUAUUUUUUGUAAUUUAGACUAUAUUAAUUUUAUCAUUCUUACAACUACAAUUUAUGUUACAUUUUAUAUAUAAUACUUUUGUGUAUUACCGCGUUAAUUUACGAGAACUAUCAAAGUUAUUGUAAACGAUAUAUAGUGGAGCCGCGAAUGUGCCCUUUUGUGUAUAAAGUCACGUAUAUCAGGACAUGUAUGUGUGUCGGUGUGUAACCGCUGUUGAUUGAUGGUAAUUCUCGUUGCAAAAAGUUAUAUUUUAAUUGUGAAAAAGAAAAAAAAAUAGAUGAAAACGAGAGUACCACGAGAAAACAAUUAAUACACGCUUACGCUUGUGCAUUGUUGCUAUAAUAAGGUAGUUUGGCGAUCUUGAAACGACGAUUGUUUUAUACCUAAUGAUGAAAUUGCAAUGCGAUGUAUAUCAAGUUUAUAUAAAUGCGAAUAUCGAGUGCGAGGAAGAAAGGAUUGCGAAUACAAAUUGUACUGUUUACGAUAUUCGUGUUGGUGAUGAUGUUUGUUAUUAUAUUAUAUCGAGAGUGAGAAGAAAACCUUGUUGUUUUAAUGUUCAUGCCAUUUGCCAUGUAAAGACUCAAAUGUGAACAUUGCGUGUGAUUAAAAUAACUACUAUAAGAUAGAGAUGAAAAAUUCAUAUUUUUUGAACGACGACGUAAUGGGUAUUGUGAGAAGAGAACUGAAAACGGUGUAGAAAUGAAAAAAAGCGUAUUAAUGAAGAAUAUAUAACGUUUAACGUUUGAUAUAAUAUUGGCUUUGUUUCAAUGUGGCUUAUUACAACAAAAUAAUGAAACGGAAAUCAAGCAAAUGCAAAGAAUUAUACAAACUAUUUAAAACAAAAACGCUAAACUAACCGUUUGUUAAUGUGUAGAUAUGUAGAUAGUAAAUGUAAAUAUAUACAUAUAUUAUAAUGGUUUAAACCGUGUUAAAAAUGCAUACAAGAAAAAGUGGUCAUAAUUUCGAGUACUGCUUAGAAAAUUAUACUGAAAAAUAUAUAUAUGAACAAAAAGAGGAUUAUUACUCACGUCUAAACAUGCAUAUAUAUAUAUUCUAAGCCUACAUAGGAAAAGAAAGAAGACACAAGACACAGAAAUACACUCAUCAUGUUAACACGUUACGCAUUAUUGUUUAUUUGAUUAAUUACUCUUAUGAAGUAAUUUGCAAAAAUUCAUAAAUGCGUUAAAACGCAUUCGGAGGCUGUAUAUCAAGGAGGAUUCACGCGUUUGACCAGUGUUUAGGAUCUGAAAAAGAAAACCAAAUUAUCUUAUUUAUUAUUAUUAUAUUUAUUAUUAUUAGCAUUAUUAUUAGAAUUAUUAUUACUAUUAUCAUCAUUAUUAUCCUUAGUAUGUUAAUCUCAAAUGAGACGUUUAUUAUUAAUGAGAAUAUUAAAACAAAAAUAAAGAGAUUUUAUCGAUUAAGGAUUCUAAAUGAGAAAUUGGUCGUUACUAUUUAUUCACUCAACUUUUUUAACUAAAUAAAUAUAAAACUAACAAAUGAUGGUUCACUUGAAUUCGAGUUAUAAAGAUGCCAACUAUUUAAAAAAAAUGCAUUAAAAUAGUUGAUAAUCUGUUAAUUAAUAUUACGUUUCAUCGCAUGCGAUGUAAGCUAAUACGUAUAUACUGCGAAAAUAUAUACACGUAUACAUUUAUAAUCAAUACUGUCGUCACGCUGGACAUCCAAGGAAAAUUUUCAUGACCCGUUACAUUAAAAAUUUCGUGUUUAGAGACACUCAAAUUGACAAAAGGGGUCCACUUCACACACAGACAAUUUUAUUGUUAUACGUCUGAGUUAUCGGUAAAUCACUUGGAAUCAAAUUUUCCGCGAUGAAAAAAAAACAAACUAAUGACUAAGCCAAUUGUCAUGCUCACUUUAACAAAAAAAAGUCAAAAUAAAUCAUCACCAUUGCUCGUAUUUAUGGGAAAAUUUUUUGAGUAUAAAAAGCCUAAUGAGUAAAGUUGAUAUAAUAAUAUAUAUACAUUUAAAUGUAAGAGCAGCUCUGUCAAAUAUUUUUUCCUUUUUUUAAGAAAAAAAAGUUAACUAAAGAAACGGAUAAAAAAGCAUAUAUGUACGAAGCAGUAUAUGUGAUUCACAGAAAAUCCCACGAUCGCAAUCAUUGCGACUGCAACUAAUAUCAUUAAACAUAUCGUGAGCUAUGAACUAAUAAUGAGAAUAAUUCCUUCAUUUUUCUACGUGACAGCUCUCGAGACAAUUAAAAUGAUACAUGCAUUUUGCUAAACAAAACGUGGAGAGAGUGUCGGGCGAAAUUCAUUAUAAUUACGAUGUAGUAAAAUUUAGAAAAAAAGACGUUUGGUUAUUAUGCUUGUUAAUAAUAAUGAUAAAUCGUCUUUUUAGUAAAGCAGCGAAGAGAGGUAUCGUAGUGAUUAAUAAAUAAAAGUUAACUGUAAGAGUUGAUAAACACGAUUAGUACAUUUUAAAAAGUAGAUGGAAAAAUUCAUAAAUAAUAAACAUAAAAUAAAGUAGACGUGCUCUUGUGAUACCGUAUAUAAUAAUAAAUAUGUAUUAAUAAUACAAAAAUAACAAACGUGAAACUGUUCCCUGAUAAUGCUUUUAAUAAAUGAGCGCAGCUUCUUUUUUAACAUAGUGAAAAAUCAUUGAACUAUCAAUCAUUUAAGAUUAUUAUAUUAACUGCUUUGUUUAUGUGCAAUUUGUGCAAUAUUAUUGUACGAAAAAACUGUCGUAAUAUUUUCCAUGGAAUAUUGAAAAACAUAGAAGUGAGUUUUUUAGCAGUAUAAAUCGUAGUUCGCACACACUCGAAUCCACGCAAAUGCAGUAUUUGUACGUUAAUUUGCAAAACAAUGAAGAACAUGGUUACAAAUAAAACAAUUUGUUAUUGAUGAAAAAAAAAAAAAAAAAAAAAAAAAAAAUUAAAAAAAGAAAGAAAAAAAAAGAAAUUAUAUAUAUCGUGUUUACUGCCUCUAAAGCACUCGUAGUCUAAAUAGGUGAUGAACAAAGUAGCCGAGAAUGAAUCAUUGUGAAACGACUAUAACAAAAGAAAAAGCAACAACAAAUUUCUCAAUUUGAAAAAAGCACACAUACAACUACACGCGUACACUCACAUAAGAAUAAGCAAGGGCACACGAGUUACUUAAUAUAAACAAAUUAAAAUACUUGUAUAUCUACUAAUCGUCAAUAAUCAAUGGUUAAUGGGGAAUGAAAAUGAUACUUUUACGUUAGGAGGAAACUAACGUCUUAUCGAAACUAACCAGUCUACAAAACACAACUGAAAAUCACUUUUCAACAGAUCGUACAAUCGUAUUUCUAAGUACGCGGAAAAACAAGGUAAACGAUACCAGACGAAGUUUCAAUCCACGGGUAAAAAUGAUUGUUUUCUUUUUAAAUUGGUGAAACAAUACCAUUUUUAACUGCGAUUAUUUAAUAUGUAAUGAAAGGUAACUCAAACUGUUCGUUGUGUGUCGAAAUUCCUGUUUGGCCAAUUAAUCACGAGGUUGUUGCACGUAUGAAUGAAUAAAAAUCCUCGACCCCCUUAGUCUCAUAACAGAUGUACCUUGUGUAUAAGUAAGCAAAAAAAAACUUUUGUUAAAGGUUCGUGGCGAAAAACUUUUCUUAACAAAAAAAAUAACAAAAAACCAGGAUGCUUCAGAAAUUGACGAUACUUGUUCAUUUUGAGUGGAAUUUGAACUAGGAAAAAUGUGCGGCGUCUUGAGACAGACAUGCCGUAGAUCAAAUGUCGUAUUUUUCCCUUGAAAAACAUUCUUUAAACGUCCGGUUUAAUGAUAAGAUGAAACAACAGUUUUUCACUUAGCUGACUGAUUUUUUAAAGAUGUCGGUUAAUUUUCACGUAUCGACGAAGACAAUUAACUUAAAAAAACAUUGAUUCACCCUGACACGUCGCAUGUGCGAAUCAGUGACAUUUAUUUAACGAUUUAUAAUUCAAUUGAACUUUUUUUUAAAAGCAGACAAUUUUUCACCGCUGAGUAACUUGUCAAUUCUUCAAUUGUGUUGAGAGUGAUGAAAAAAAAAGAUAAAAAAAAAAAAAUAAAUAAAUACAUGUUGUAAUAAGGAAAAGAUUCGCGAGCUUUAGAGCCAAUUGUGAUCUUUCUUAUAAUAUACAUACUUUAAUAACGUAUAGUUUGUAUUUUGAAAAAUAAAAGAAAUUAGAUACAUACACACGAGCGUACACGGUUGUAAUGAAAAACGAUGGAAAAAAGGAGAAGAUGAAUAGGUGAACAAUUUUUUUCAAGCCAAAUAAUACUUAAGAUGAGAUCGAUUUACUACACACUCGCGUGAAAAAAAAAACAUUUAUAUUAUACAUGAAUAAUAUGUGGAGAACCUCUCGUACAUUGUCAAUUAGAUUCAGACUGACUGCAUGGGAUUGACACACGCGCAUUAAAUGAUGAGAACUUAAAAAAACGAAGAAACACUCUCGAUGUUGUUCGAUGUUUCUAUAAAACCAAAAAAACGACAACAACUUCUGUACUUAGUAUUCUUUGAAAAAAUGAAGCAAAAAAAAAAAAAA